Molecule: messenger RNA, 1219 nt
Organism: Solanum stenotomum
Lineage: Eukaryota; Viridiplantae; Streptophyta; Magnoliopsida; Solanales; Solanaceae
Product: glutathione S-transferase T1-like
Exons: 7
Coding region: 76-810 (244 amino acids)
Source: RefSeq, a predicted model, not a curated record
CAGUUGACUGCAACAGUAUUACAAUCUGAAAAUUAGAAAGCAAUUUCGAAAAAGAAAAAUCAGAAAGCUAAAGAGAUGACACUGAAAUUAUACGUAGAUCGAUUGUCCCAAUCUUGUCGUGAAGUUAUCAUCUUCUGCAAGUUAAAUGGGAUAGACUUUGAGGAGGUUUACAUUGAGCUCUCCAAAAGCCAUAAUUUAUCUCCUGAAUUUAGAGAAAUCAAUCCCAUCCAGCAAAUACCAGCUAUAAUGGAUGGAAAAUUUAAGCUUUCCGAAAGUCAUGCAAUUCUUAGAUACCUGGCUUGUGCAUUUCCACGAAUUGCAGAUCAUUGGUAUCCAGCUGACUUAUACAAAAGAGCAAAGGUCGAAUCUGUGUUGGAUUGGCAUCGUACUACCUUCCCUCGUGGCCAAGGUUCAUUCGUCUUUUAUUCUGCUCUUGCUCCUACUGUCGGGUUGCCUUUGAAUACAAAAGCAGCAGCAAGAACUGAGAAGAAUUUUAUAGCAUCUCUUGCAAUGAUCGAGUCUGUUUGGCUACAGAAAAAAGGACGGUUUUUGCUUGGGAGUGACCAACCUUCAAUUGCUGAUCUUAGCUUAGCAUGCGAGAUUAUGCAACUUGAGGUUCUGGAUGAAAAGGAUCGUGAGCGGAUAUUAGGCCCAUUCAAGAGAGUUCUGAAGUGGCUUGAUGAUACGAAGAAUGUCAUGGCACCUCAUUUCGAAGAAGUACACUCAAUUCUCUAUAAAUUUAAAGAGAAGUUGCAAAAGCAAACAAUUACUCAACCGGGCAGAAAACCUGUCCUGCACUCGAAGAUGUGACAAAGCAGUUGGGAAACCAGACGCUGCAUUAUGCUUGCAGCAUUGCGGAUGAUUGCUUCUUGUAUACUGUCGAUUUGAAGCUGAUCAGGAAGAGAAUUCUGGUCCUAGCUAUCCUACUAUUAUUUUGCUUUAGAUACUUCCCUUUCCUCAGUAUUUUCAUCAUUGCAUCUUGACUCUUGUAUUUUUCAAACUUGUUUCUGAAAAUGCUUUCCUUGAGUCAAUGGUCUAUCAUAAACAACCUCUCCACCUCACAAAAGGUGUGUGUAAGAUCUGCGUACAUUCUACCCUUCCAUACAUCACACUGGGUAUGUUGUAUUUGUAUUCAUAAAAUAAGUGCACAGUAUGCUGAUCCUAGUGCACACAAUAUGUAAUCAGACAAGCUGAGUGUUCCUUAAUCUUGGAAAAUCUG